CGAACGGAAGUAAGCUCCGGACUGCGCGCGUGCGUCGCGAACCAUGGCCGCCGCUCAGAAUCCUUUGGAGUUCCAUGCUAAGAGGCCCUGGGGCCCGGCCGAGGCGGUAGAAGAUCCGGACGACGACGAUGAGGAUGAUAACGAUGAAGCUGAGAGGGGGUUCUCCCUGGAGGAGGUGUUACGGCUCGGAGGCACCAAGCAAGAUUACCUCAUGCUGGCUACUCUGGAUGAGAAUGAGGAAGUGGUGGAUGGAGGCAAAAAAAGAGCAAUUGAUGAUCUUCAACAGGGUGAACUGGAAGCAUUUAUUCAAAAUCUUAAUUUGUCCAAGUAUGCAAAAACUUUCUUAAUAGAAGAAGAUGGCGAACCAGCUAAAAAAGAAAAUGCCAGCAAAAAAGAAGCAAAAGUAUCUAAAAUAGAAAAUAAAAAGCAAAACACAGCAGAAAGUAAAAGGACAUCAAUCAGUGAGAUCAAAAAUAAGAAGAGAGCAGAACAGCUUCCUGAUGAGAACAGCAGCACCAUACCAAAAGUAAAGAAAGAUAAGCAACAGGACAUCUUUGAAUUUUCAGAGAGACAGACGUUGUUACUCAAACCUGGGGGCAAAUGGUAUGAUCUGGAGUAUAGCAAUGAACACUCCUUAGAACCCCAGCCUCGGGAUGUUGUGUCUAAGUACAAAACCUUGGCUCAGAAGUUGUAUGAGCAUGAAAUCAACUUAUUCAAAAGUAAGACAAAUAAUCAAAAAGGAGGCUCUUCCACCUGGAUGAAGGCAAUAGUGUCAUCAGGGACCCUAGGUGACAGGAUGGCUGCCAUGAUUCUUCUUAUUCAGGAUGAUGCUGUUCAUACACUCCAGUUUGUAGACACUCUGUUGAACCUCGUUAAAAAGAAGGGCAGCAAACAGCAGUGCCUCAUGGCUUUGGAUACUUUCAAAGAGUUACUCAUUACAGACCUUUUGCCAGAUAGUCGAAAGCUACGGAUUUUCAGCCAGCAUCCUUUCAACAGACUGGAAGAGUUGUCUAGUGGCAACAAGGACUCAAGAGAUAGAAGGCUGAUAUUAUGGUAUUUUGAACACCAGCUGAAACACUUAGUGGCUGAAUUUGUGCACGUCUUGGAAACUUUAAGUCAUGAUUCAUUAGUAACCACUAAAACCAGAGCUCUGAUAGUGGCUCAUGAGCUUCUUUGUAACAAACCUGAGGAAGAAAAAGCUCUGCUUGUGCAGGUGGUAAAUAAACUGGGAGAUCCUCAGAACAGAAUAGCCACAAAAGCCUCCCAUCUCUUAGAAACGUUGCUUUCUAAACAUCCCAAUAUGAAAGGAGUUGUGUGCAGUGAAGUAGAAAGGCUACUGUUCCGCUCAAAUAUCAGCCCCAAAGCUCAGUAUUACGCAAUUUGCUUUUUAAAUCAAAUGAUUCUCUCCCAUGAAGAGAGUGAAUUGGCUAACAAAUUAAUAACUCUUUAUUUUUGUUUUUUUCGGACUUGUAUCAAGAAAAAAGAUAUCGAGUCAAAAAUGCUCAGUGCACUUUUAACAGGAGUAAAUAGGGCAUAUCCUUAUUCCCAGACUGGUGAUGACAAAGUGAGGGAGCAGCUUGACACACUGUUUAAAGUGUUGCAUAUGGUAAAUUUCAACACCAGCGUGCAGGCUUUGAUGUUGUUGUUCCAAGUGAUGAAUUCUCAACAGACAAUAUCAGAUCGAUACUAUGCAGCAUUAUACAGGAAGAUGUUGGAUCCAGGAUUGUUGUCAUGUUCCAAGCAAGCCAUGUUUCUUAACCUUGUCUACAAGUCUCUGAAAGCUGACAUUGUGUUGCGCCGGGUGAAGGCUUUUCUGAAGAGGUUACUUCAAGUUACUUGUGAACAGAUGCCACCGUUCAUAUGUGGAGCUUUAUAUCUUGUUUCUGAGAUCCUUAAAGCAAAACCAGCUUUAAGAAGUCAACUAGAUGACCAUCCGGAGUCUGAUGAUGAAGAAAAUUUUGUUGAUAUAGGAGAUGAUGAAGACAUAGAAGAAUUCACUGAUGCAGAUAAAGAAACAGACAAAGUCAAAAAAGCUGAGACAGAGGAAACUAUGUUUGAGAGGGACAUGGAAACUAAGGCACCAGAGCCUGCUUCCUGGGUACACUUCAAUAAUUUGAAAGGUGGCAAACAAUUAAAUACAUAUGAUCCAUUCAGUAGAAACCCAUUGUUCUGUGGAGCUGAACAUACAAGUCUUUGGGAACUCAAAAAGCUAUCUGAGCAUUUUCAUCCCUCUGUGGCCCUUUUUGCAAAGACUAUCCUUCAGGGAAGUUAUAUUCAGUAUUCAGGGGACCCACUGCAGGAUUUCACACUAAUGAGAUUCUUGGAUCGAUUUGUGUACCGAAAUCCAAAGCCACAUAAAGGCAAAGAAAACACAGACAGUGUUGUGAUGCAGCCAAAAAGGAAACAUUUUAUAAAAGAUAUUCGUAGUCUUGCUGUGAACAGUAAGGAGUUCCUUGCAAAAGACGAAAGUCAAAUACCAGUAGAUGAAGUGUUUUUCCACAGGUAUUAUAAAAAAGUUGCUAUUGCUAAAGAGAAACAAAAACGGCAUGCAGAUGAAGAAAGUAUAGAAGAUGUGGAUGACGAUGAAUUUGAAAAGAUGAUUGACACAUUUGAAGAUGAUAAUUGUUUCAGCUCCGGAAAGGAUGACCUUGACUUUGCUGGCAACGUGAAAAAGAAAACAAAAGGAGCUAAGGAUAACCCAGAAGAUGAAGAUUCAGAAGGCAGUGAUGAUGACUUCAGUAACCUGGAUGACGACGAAGUUUCUUUAGGAAGUAUGAAUGAAGAGUUUGCUGAAACUGAUGAAGAUGGAGGAACAUUCAUGGAUGUAUUAGAUGAUGAAAGUGAAGGUAUUCCAGAACUUGAUGAUGAGGACUGUUCCAAAGUCAAUACCAAGAGACACAAGAGAAAAGGUGUAGAUGAUUUUGACUUUGCUGGGUCAUUUCAAGGACCGAGGCAAAAAAAGAAAAGAAAUCUCAAUGAUUCCAGCCUGUUUGUAUCUGCUGAAGAGUUUGGCCACCUAUUAGAUGAAAAUAUGGGAUCCAAAUUUGAUAACAUUGGCAUGAAUGCCAUGGCUAACAAAGAUAAUGCAAGUUUCAAACAGCUUAAAUGGGAGGCUGAACGUGAUGACUGGCUACACAACAGAGAUGUGAAAAGUAUAAUCAAGAAAAAGAAAAAUUUCAGAAAGAAAAGGCUGCGAACUACUCAAAAAACUAAAAAGCAAAGAAAAUGUUUUUAAUUAUAAAUUAAAAUUUUACUUACCCCUAAUUUUUGCUGUUUUGCCAUUUUUCUUGAUCUUGCAGUCUGACUCCAAACACUCCAGAUUGUUCAAUGGAUUUGUAAUAAACUAUAAAUAAAAACAGGUGCCAUUUAUCUCAAAGUCUAUGAUCUUAACCAACAGGAGAACUCAGAAUCCAGCCCAUUAGGUAACUGUCUACAGAUGGGCACUUUCUUCACCACAUGGUCUCAGAAGCUAAAAUGAUGCUGAAGAGUUCUGUUGGAGAUUGAUUGACAUACCCCAAAAUAAAAAACAAUACUCUUUCUAGCCCUUAAUCAGCUGAAGAUCUUAAAGAAAUAACUACUUAAUUUAUAACCAAAAGAAAAUCCACUGCCAUCAAGUCGACUCCGACUCGCUGUGUUCAUUUAUAGGUUACCUGAAAAAGUUGUUUUGUCUCUUUUUAGUUAAGGAAAAACAUACCUUCCAAGAUGAAAGGAAAUCUCUUGCUCAUUGUUUGUCUGAAAUCUGACAGGAAAAAAAAACCUUAAAAUUAGACAUGAUCAGAAAUUCAUAUUAACAGAGACACAAUUUAAUGCUAGCUUCGGUGUCUACACCCUGGGAAUAAUACAGAUUUCAAAUUUGUUUUAAGGUCCUUCUGAUAAUCUAGGAGCUAUAUCCUUUCCAGUAGGAUCCAAGCUGCACUUGCCUGAUACAUAGCCUUAUAUUUCAGCGUUUUAAGUUUUUGGCCUGUAUACAUGAUGUAAUUUUAUGAACUGUUUUUAUGGAAGCCAUUUACCUUGUUAGGGAAUUUGAAGUAAGACUGCACCGUACAGUUUUUGAAGUUGAUCCUAAGCUUUAAUUGGCUUUUAAAUGCUGUUUGGAUGCUUUCUUUUAUAACCUUAUAGACUUUGUGAAUACCCAACAGUGUCCCAUUUCAUAGUGUUCCAGUUAAAUACCUUUAGGAAAAGGCUCUCGCCAAUUUCACUCCAUGGACAGUUCCAAUCACAGAGAGAACUUGACUGGAGGUCCCUUCUCUAAGCUUUGAAGAUGGCUACCACCCUAGGACUACUCUUUUUCCUACUUUCUGGAAAGAAAAUGCAGUACUUCCUAACUUACCAAUUUGGGCUCUAAUACAAAAUUUUUCUCCACAAAACAUUAAAAUCUUCAGUGAUGGCCAGUGGUGUGGGAUGGGUUUAUAGUGCUCACAUGAGAGGAAAAACUGCUAGCCUGAGAAAACAGCUUGCUUAGACAACACAGCUAUGGCACCUCUUGCUUUCUCAAUCAAUGAAGUGCAAUGGGCAGGUUGAGUUUCUUCCAUCUGUGCUCCCAAACUAAGCUAGACCAAGGGUAUCCAGCCCCACUAGCGAUAUCCACGAAGGUGUGAAACAAUUCCCCUAGUCUACAAACCUGAAUUAAUUUUUCUUUUUAAUGGAAAGUAAGAGUUAGCUAGUGUAAUAACUGACUCCUACCCUUGUGCCCAUAAAUGUCUACUACAUCGAAUCUGAAAAAACUUCUGCAAAAAUGCCACUUAAAAUGCACUGGCAAACUGGACGCCCCUCUAGAGAACAUGAAAUUAUGAAAUGAUUACCUUGGCUUGUGUUCAUUUUCUGAAACAAAAAAUAGGCUCCAAAAACACCCACAAGUUCAGCUGCUAAAACUCCUUUAAAGAUUUUCUUUGCCAGUGGUUCCAUAGUACGGGCCAUCCUAAA
Loxodonta africana (African savanna elephant) is the source of this 4923-nucleotide messenger RNA. RefSeq names its product CCAAT enhancer binding protein zeta (gene CEBPZ). Bases 44 to 3235 code for a protein of 1063 amino acids. NCBI's taxonomy places the organism in Eukaryota, Metazoa, Chordata, Mammalia, Proboscidea, Elephantidae. Gene Ontology annotation, cellular component: nucleus. The record is from RefSeq and is a predicted model, not a curated record. The transcript is spliced from 16 exons.